UUGAAUUCUUUGAAACCGAAACCAGAGAUACCACGUUGUGGACGUUCUAUUCAAAAUGGCCAAGAAAAAGUGGCGUUUGAAAGCCCGGGAAACUUCUACAGAUGUUCCUGUCGUCAAGUUUUCUCACGGAUCGCUGAAAUCGGGCCAGCGGCUACGGACCGACGUCUACGAACACAAGGAAACCAUCGCGGGACGAGUCCGAACCCGCAGAAUCCUUGUCUCCGAAUCCGACGGUGUUCAGUACGUAGGCGAAAACUUCGGAGAACACUCUGUUCGCGCCAAUGCGCUCUGCAAGCACUUCAUCGGCGUCGAAGACGUCUCAUCGGGAAAGGUGCGUCUUUAUCCUGCCAACCUGAUAACAAUGAGACCUUACUUUGCACCGGCGUCGACGAAAGCGUCCACAGCCGACACGACAACGACGACCUACCGCGAAAAAGCGGACGCCUUGGCUACCGCUUUCGGAAGCAAACGAAAAAGACAAGCCGUCGAGAGUCGGCAACGUCUGAACGUCGACGAAUCUACACUGCACUCGACGGCAACUUCGACUCUGGCCGAAAUCAAAGUCGCCGCAUCAGAGCAGCUGGCCAAAACAUCCUCACACACGCCCACAACCACCGCAGACUCUAUCUUGGAGUCCAUCCCUCCCCAGAACAAGGACGCCACAAUACCUCAAGAGGUGUACAGACUCGAAGAUAUCAUUCCACCGGCGCACAACGGGUACCUAGACGAACUGGCGGAGCCGUUCCUAACCGCAGACGCCGACGACGUCGCGAAGUGGCGUUCCGAAGCAGAGUACCCAGACUACGUCCUUCAGCGUUUGGGCCGCCUGUCCAGGGACCCUCUGAACAGGGUUCUAGAAGCUCGGAUGCUCAUCUACUACCACAUGCUCAUCCAGGUCUCAAGACUGAAGUACACCGACCUGAAACGCAAAGACCCUCUGCCAAACAUUGACGCACCUCUAAAGCACAUCCUCCUAGACACCUUCACCCUGACGUCGAAGAAUGAGAAGGGCAUGACGUCGCGGACAUUUCCCCAGAGGAUGAAGGACAAGGUCCUAGCCUACAUCCUGGUCUUGGUUCUGAUUCUUGAGGACUACAAGUAUGACUUCGGGCUGGUCCAGCCGGACACCAAGGCGGCCAACAUGCGGAUGACGACGUUGAGCUACGCCUUGGGUUGUCACGUCGGCUCGCACAAGCUACCUGGGUCUCACGUCACCACAAAGUUCUUAGAACUCAAGUUGCCUCUGGUUGAUCCCAGCCAGCAACACAAAAACAAGAGAGUGCGAACGUGAACAGUAAAAUACAAGCCAUACUGGGUAUCAAUAGUUUGUUGGAUAACAACUUGCCCGACCAGCUUAAUGUCGACAAGACCAUAUAAUAAUCUUUAAAAAAGUU
Ixodes scapularis (black-legged tick) is the source of this 1394-nucleotide messenger RNA. Its product is annotated as DNA-directed RNA polymerase I subunit RPA49. Gene Ontology annotation, cellular component: RNA polymerase I complex. Gene Ontology annotation, molecular function: DNA binding. Gene Ontology annotation, biological process: nucleolar large rRNA transcription by RNA polymerase I; transcription elongation by RNA polymerase I; RNA polymerase I preinitiation complex assembly. The record is from RefSeq and is a predicted model, not a curated record. The transcript has a single exon. Lineage: Eukaryota; Metazoa; Arthropoda; Arachnida; Ixodida; Ixodidae. Bases 56 to 1291 code for a protein of 411 amino acids.